Molecule: messenger RNA, 765 nt
Organism: Closterium sp. NIES-65
Lineage: Eukaryota; Viridiplantae; Streptophyta; Zygnematophyceae; Desmidiales; Closteriaceae
Source: the annotation of a GenBank genome assembly
AUGCCGGCAUUGGAAUGCUUACUCAUCAGGCGUGUGAAGGGGAUCACGGAGCUUCCAGAGACUGUUGGACUUCUGUCGCAGCUGCAGCAGCUCACGAUUGACGACCAAGACAGUUCCUCAUGGUUACCCAGGGGUUAUGGCUCGAUUGAACCAUGUGAAGCAGAGGGGGUGGAUGAGGAGGAUGAGGAGGAUGAGGAUGAGGAGGAUGAGGAGGAGGAUGAGGAGGAUGAUGAGGAUGAUGAAGAUGAUGAGGAUGAUGAGGAUGAUGAGGAUGAGGAUGAGGAGGAUGAUGAUGAGGAUGUGGGGACCGGCUCCUGGAUGAUCUCAGGCGGUGAGUACACUCAUGUGCGUUGCCCUUCUACAAGUCUACCGGCGCCAUUGAUCUUUGGAGUAGCUGGAGAUCCUGCUGGAGGCGUAUUUCACUCAGGUGGAUCGGCUACUGGACAACUUGACCGCUCUCUCUUCCUCCCUCCUCCCCCUUUCUUCCAGCUACACGAGUAUGUGGAUGACAGGGAGGACUUUGUUAUGUACGUGGACGACACGGAGGACUAUCUCCACGAGUACGCGGAGGACACGGAGGACUAUGUGAACAUACAGCUGGACUAUCGCAGGAACCAUCUACAGGGGACGCAGGUGGGUGGUGCUGAUGACGUGGCAAGAAUGAUGACGUGGCAGCUCAUCCAGGCAACGGGGAUGGUGCUGUUGAUGCUCAUUGUGACCAUAGCAGCCUUCUCAAUCAACGAUACCUACUGUCUGGGCAGCUGA